Olea europaea var. sylvestris is the source of this 1787-nucleotide messenger RNA. Its product is annotated as endoglucanase 12-like. Gene Ontology annotation, molecular function: hydrolase activity, hydrolyzing O-glycosyl compounds. The record is from RefSeq and is a predicted model, not a curated record. The coding region runs from base 129 to 1619 and encodes 496 amino acids. Gene Ontology annotation, biological process: carbohydrate metabolic process. Lineage: Eukaryota; Viridiplantae; Streptophyta; Magnoliopsida; Lamiales; Oleaceae. The transcript is spliced from 4 exons.
UGUUAUUGAACCCUCCCUCAGUAUAUAAGUUUGUGCUUGUUUUUCUUUCAUAAGGAGGUUACUUCUAUAAGUAAUAAUUUUUUAUAAUAAUGAAUUCAUAGAUCUGAUAAUAAUUUCUUGGUGGGUACAUGAAUUCAGCUGGGAAGUUGCCAAAGAACAAUGGGAUAUCUUGGAGAGGGAACUCAGGAUUACAAGAUGGAUCAGAUGCAACGGAUGUUAAAGGAGGGCUUGUUGGAGGGUAUUAUGAUGCUGGAGACAAUACAAAGUUUCACUUUCCUAUGUCAUUUGCUAUGACUAUGCUCAGUUGGAGUGUUAUUGAAUAUGAGCACAAGUUUCGUGCUAUCGGGGAAUAUGAUCAUAUGAAAGACCUAAUCAAAUGGGGCACUGAUUAUUUACUCCUUACUUUCAACUCUUCUGCUACUAAAAUAGACAAAAUUUACAGCCAGGUUGGUGGAUCACAAAAUGGUUCAAAAACACCAGAUGAUCAUUACUGUUGGCAAAGGCCAGAAGACAUGGACUACACCAGGAAAACUCAAACAGCAAAUUCAGGGCCGGACCUUGCCGGAGAAAUGGCAGCAGCAUUGGCAUCAGCAUCCAUAGUUUUCCGGGAUAAUACUGCGUACUCCAAGAAACUUGUCAAGGGUGCAGAAACAUUGUUCAAAUUUGCCAGAGACUUCGGCAAAAGAACAUCAUAUUGCCGUGGAAAUCCCUUUAUAGAACCCUUCUAUAAUUCCAGUGGUUACUUUGAUGAGUACAUGUGGGGUGCAGCUUGGUUAUAUUAUGCCACUGGAAACAAUACUUACUUUUCACUGGCAACAAAUCCCGGUUUAUCUAAGAAUUCGAAAGCAUUUUAUAUGAUACCAGAUUUGAGUGUCUUAAGUUGGGACAACAAGUUGCCUGCUGCCAUGUUGUUGUUGACAAGGAUAAGAAUGUUUUUGAGCCCUGGAUACCCGUACGAGGAUAUGUUGAAGAGUUAUCACAAUGUGACUGGACUUACUAUGUGUUCUUACCUUCAAACAUUCAAUGUUUUCAACUGGACUCGAGGUGGGUUGAUUCAACUCAAUCAUGGACAAGGACAACCUUUACAGUAUGUGGCAAAUGCAGCCUUCUUGACAUCUCUCUAUGUUGAUUAUAUGAAUGCUACUGGAGUUCCAGGGAUGACUUGUGGUCCGAGAUUUAUCACUCUCAAUGAUCUUAGAAAAUUUGCCAUUUCUCAGAUCAAUUACAUACUUGGAGCUAACCCGAUGAGUAUGAGCUAUGUAGUCGGACAUGGAUCCAAAUAUCCAAAGCAUGUUCAUCACCGUGGAGCAUCAAUACCUAAAAAUAACGUGAAAUAUUCCUGCACGGGUGGAUGGAGGUGGCGCGAUGCUAAAAAUCCCAAUCCUAACAUCAUUACUGGUGCCAUGGUUGGAGGUCCCGAUAAGUUCGAUAAAUUUAAGGAUGUAAGAACAAACUAUAGCUAUACUGAGCCUACAUUGGCUGGAAAUGCAGGGUUGGUUGCUGCACUAGUGUCUCUAACAAGUAGUGGUGGUCAUGGAAUAGAUAAGAAUACAAUUUUCUCGGCCGUGCCGCCGAUGUAUCCCGUCAGCCCACCGCCACCCCCACCGUGGAAGCCUUAGAGAUGAGCUCUAGAGUUCCUCCCCAGAUAAAGCUUGUCAAUUGCAUGACUUUCUUUGUAAUCACCUGGGGAAACCUUUGUGUUUACACUUGAUGCAUACUUUAUAUACCUUUAUGGUGCAAAACUUUAACUUUUGUUAAUAAAUAAAUUAGUGAAAUAUUGAUAUUAU